AUGGUGGAGGAGUUCCAUCAGGCCUAUCCCCAGGAGACUGCCUAUUUCCAUGCCAGCAUGCCAGAGGAAGACAAGACAAGGCAGGUGGAGAGCUUUGACCAAGGGCAGAAGCUCGUGCUCCUUGGGACAGCUGCCAUCGGGGAAGGAUAUGACUUUGCUCAUACUGCCAUGGUCAUUCACUGGGGGACCAGGUGGGGCAUCAGCCAGUUCCUUCAAGCUACAGGGCGUGCGGCGCGGGGUGCUGGGGAGAUUGGCUGGUCAUAUGCCAUCAUCCCCCCCCUCUCUCAGCCAUUCCCAGCGCCAGCGGGUCUGGAAGAACAGUUUUUCCAUGAGUAUCUGCAGGCACAGGUCUGCCGGCGGUCCCUAAUCAAUAGGGAAUUCAAUGGUCGGGCUACCCAGGGGUGUUUGGCGCAUGAGAAGGCAUGUGACCUGUGCCAGGCCCGGCAGGGAGAGCUCCACGCAGUUGCUACCCAGGCUAGGGCAGUCCUCAGGGAGGGUGAUGGCCUUAGGCGAAAGCUGACUGCCUAUGUGGAAUUUUUCCUUUUAAAAAUCCUAUAA
Messenger RNA from Monascus purpureus, 558 nucleotides. The record is from the annotation of a GenBank genome assembly. Lineage: Eukaryota; Fungi; Ascomycota; Eurotiomycetes; Eurotiales; Aspergillaceae.